GGUUAUGAGCAAUAUAUCUAAUUUAUUUAUUUUUGAAAAUUGUUGAUUUAAUGGAUUUAAUAUAAUGAAUCCUGCCGUACACAAGACUUGUGUUGAUGUAGACGAACAAAUUAAAAGUUUCCAUACCAAACAGGAUAUAGGGAUUGAGUCUGAUGCUUCACUUUAUUUACCAAUUAAAAUUGAAAGUGAUGAUUUUGAGGACACAUGGGUUAAACCUGAAUAUGUUAUGAUAAAAACUGAAAUAAAUUACCAGGAAAGUUCAGUUGCGGAAGAAGUGAAGGCGAGCUACACUAAUGAAUAUAAUACCGAGCUGGACGAGUUAGAACUUCAAAAUGACCCAACGGAACCCAAAAUAUACACAUUACUUCAAAGCGACCCAACCUCACCCUUGCGAAUGCAAGACGGACCAGAAACCAAGGACCCCUUGAAGGUGGUCAAUUACAAAUGUAUGACAUGCCCCUACGAGACCAACUGGAAAUGCAACCUGGUACGACACAGUCGCAGACAUACAGACGCAUCACUUUUGAAGUUAUUCCCUUGCGACAAAUGCGACUUCAAAUCUAAAUAUCAAGAGUCCGUCGCCUCUCACAAGGUGGUGCACAAAAGCCUGGUAGAAGUUCGAAUGUAUCGAUGCGAUUUGUGCGAUUUCGAAACACGACAUCGGGGUAACCUCCCGAAGCACCAGCUCCUGCACAAGGACCUGUCGGAGGUGAAGACUUACAAGUGCGGGAAGUGCGAGUAUGUAACGGUGUACAAGGCAAAGUUGGCGCGCCACCAAGUACGUCAUAGGAAUAAGCCCAAAGUACAAAGGUUUUCGUGUGAUAAGUGCGAUUUCGAGUCGAAAAGGGAGAAGACCCUCAUCGUUCACCUGAUAAAGCACAGAAGUGCUGGUGAUGUGCAAACGUGAUCUGUAGAAACGUCGGUUGCAACCAAAUGAGGAGUGACAGACGUGAAAAUAGAAAUCUAGCGUACGGGAUAAAGUGUGUAGAAUUUACAGUCAAUUAAGACUUAGAAAUACUGGAAAUGUAAAUAAGGAAGUGUUGUAAUUGUACUUUUAAGACCAUUGUGUCUUCUAUUCCAGAUUAGCAUCCAUUAUAACUGGUUUACAUAAAAUACUUUGGGUCGUUUUCUUUUUAAAUAUAUUCUUAAUGGUUUCUUACGGCAAUUGCACAGACGUGUGCGAAAGAGAUAGAGCUAGUGCAGGCUUAUCCUUCGUUCACAGAACUUCGACUACUGUGGCGCACUACAUUUAAUUCAACCAAUCAGCUAGCUAUACUCGAUUCCUUACCCCUUUUUUCUGUUGGGCCAUACUCCCAUUUGAAGUUAGAUUGAAAGUAUGAUUAAGUUAAAAAUUUUGAAAAAUUAUUGAUUAGGUUUUUGAUUAUAUUCAGAUGAAUGACAGAAGGUACAGCUGACUAAUUCCUGAUCUACAAAGACUUUAUAAAAAUAAUAUAGAGACUAGCAGAAGACA
Molecule: messenger RNA, 1471 nt
Organism: Anoplophora glabripennis (Asian longhorned beetle)
Lineage: Eukaryota; Metazoa; Arthropoda; Insecta; Coleoptera; Cerambycidae
Product: RE1-silencing transcription factor-like
Exons: 2
Coding region: 65-907 (280 amino acids)
Biological process (GO): regulation of transcription by RNA polymerase II
Cellular component (GO): nucleus
Molecular function (GO): RNA polymerase II transcription regulatory region sequence-specific DNA binding; DNA-binding transcription factor activity, RNA polymerase II-specific
Source: RefSeq, a predicted model, not a curated record